AUGGCUGAAAAAGUUUAUUUAGUCAAUCCUGAAACAGGCAGUCGUCAUCGUCUUAAUGAUUGCAAACCUAGUCUACAGCCAUCAACAGCACUAAAAUUUUCAUCUGCACGAAAGUAUCCAAACAAAGCUUUACCUGCAUCAGUUGAUUUAAGUCCAGGAAUGACGCCAGUAGAACUUCAAGAGGACACAUCUGCAUGUGUUGGUAACGCAUUAGCUGCUGCCUAUGAAUUUUUAAUAAAGAAAAAAACUGGAACUGAAAUGGAUGUUAGUCGUCUAUUUAUUUAUUACAAUGGUCGUAAGAAGGAUGAACCUGGUAUUGCUACGGUAGAUGAUUCCGGUUGCUCCAUUACAGGUGCUAUCGCAGGAUUGAAAGAGUAUGGUUGUUGCAAAGAAGAUAAGUUUCCAUACGAUAUUACCAAAAUCAAUGAUCGACCACCGUCUUACUGUUAUUCAGAUGCUGUGAAUUAUCGUAUAACGGAUGGCAUGCGAUUAAAUGUUGAUUUAUAUGAAAUGAAAGCAUGUUUAGCACAAGGCUAUCCAUUUGCAUUUGGUCUUGCGACAUAUCCAUCAUUUGUCGAGGCUGAAACAAAUGGUGGAAUUGUACCGAUGCCAACACCCAAUGAAAUUAAAAACAAUAGAGGUGAUCUACAUGCAAUGUUAGCAGUUGGAUACGUUGAUCGAUCAGAACAGUUCAUUGUUAAAAAUUCAUGGGGUAAAAAAUGGGGUGAUAAAGGAUACGGUUACAUUCCUUAUGAUUAUAUGAGCAGUCCAAAAUUUUGUUCAGAUUUACACACAAUAAAAACUAUCUCGGAACGUGCUCGUCGUCGUAGAGAACUAAUGAUGCAAAAUUCAAUUGCCGAGAAUAGUCAAAAAAAUGUUUAUGGUUAUCAAAAAGAAUGUUUAAAUAAUAUCGAAAACACUACGAAUGAUGAUUUGUUAGUCGAUGAUGAUGAUGAAGACGAUUUUUACAAUGAUAAAAAGUUUUGGCAAACAGAACGAUCAGAUCAUAUUAUUAAUAUAACUACAAAAAGUCAAAGUAUACAUUUUCAAAAAAAAUCAGGAUAUACAGCAUCGUCAAAACAACUUCAUCCUUAUAUUGAAAGAGUACCACGAGAAAAUAACUCGUCCAAAUCGUAUAUACUUUGGAUUGAUAAAAAAAGUGGAGAUAAUUCUGAUACUGCAAAUCAAUUAACAAGCGAUGGUAAAAUUCAUAUAGAUUUUCGUGAGACAUUUGCAAUGGCACAAGAUCAUAUACGACAAAUUUCAAAUAUAAUUAAAUCACCAUCGUCAACAUUUCAAAUAGUUUGUCGUGGUUAUUAUAAAAAUGAAAAUAAAAAUCCAUUUGAUUUAUUAUUAUUAUUGAAUAAGAAUAAUUUAAGACAUAUACCAGUAAUUGUUUUUACUAAUGAUAAAGAAGGUUUAUUAAAACAUUUGGAAAAUCAAGCACCAUCAGUUGGACUUACUGAUUGGAAGGAUCGUUUGUAUAUAACGAGCACUUCAAAAAAAUUAAUAACAAAAUGCAAAACUCAUAUUGAAAAAAAAACAUUAUAA
Molecule: messenger RNA, 1551 nt
Organism: Rotaria sordida
Lineage: Eukaryota; Metazoa; Rotifera; Eurotatoria; Philodinida; Philodinidae
Source: the annotation of a GenBank genome assembly